AUGACAACCUUGGAACGGCAUUUACUAGAAUGCAUGUUUGAGCAAUCGUUAUUUUCUGAUCUCUCAUUAGAAUUCCUUCAUCCUUCAUUUCCAUUUUCAAUUCGUUUCAAUGUUCAUAAAGCAAUUGUCAGCCAGUCACCCUUUUUACGACACUUACUCACAGAAGACAAUACCUGUUCUAAUCAUGUUGAAGACAAUGGCAAGACAUACUUGACUGUUCACCUCGCCGAGGCAUUCUCACAAUGUGGCUUUGUUCUUGUCCCUUUUCAACACAUCAUUCGUCGACACUGGCAAGCAGCAGACAAACAACAAAGCAAGCUACCACUACUUUCAACCCACCUUCGAUUCGUACUAGAAUGGCUCUACUCUACUCAGAAAACGAGACUAUUAGAAAAGAUGCAAGAUCAGGAUACACUUCGCAUUCUCUCUGUCGCCGUCUUGUUUAAUCUCGUCGAUCUCACUCAGGCUUGCAUUCAACGAUACACUCAACAUCAGCUUUCUUUGGACAGUAUCAUGCGCGAUUUGGAAACGAUUUGUCAAUUACCAAGAGGCCAUAAAGCUUAUCUGCAAUUACGCGACGCUGCUUUAUUACUUCUCUUCAGGUACGGACCACAACACCCACGUCGACUGUCAGAGUUACCUUCAGAUUAUAUGGCUGAUGUGCUGAGUGCAGAUUUGUUGUUUGUCAGGAGCGAAUAUGAACGGUACUGCCUGCUGAAAUCAGUGUUGACGGCGUUCAUGCAGUCCAUAGGCAAAAUCACGUGGACGCCCAAAGGACCUGUGGAUCAAGAUUCAAAACGACUUUCUGGAUUUGUUAAGCCACUGACGGCUGCAUCUGUGAGAGAGGUGAAGAGAAGAAGAAUCGGGUCGGAUGAAUUGGAGGGAAAAGUGAAAAAGAUAAAGACGAAUCGACUUAGUUUUACAGCACUCGUACCAUUUGAAAAGCUGACUGCGGAUGUCGCAUCAGGUGGUGUGAUUGAUAAAGCUACAGUCCUGUCGUACCUUCUGAAGACAACCAUUCACUAUAGCAACAUGACAUUUGAACAAUUGACGGCUGUUCGACAGGAUGGUAUUGUGGAUGAAGCUAUUGUCUUUCGUGCUCUUUGGCAACGUGAAGCACUUGAACGCGUCUUGUUCCCUUACACCACUGCCGAACUGACUGCUGCUCUAGACGAUUAUUUUGACUUGCAUCCUUCUGAUACGCAGCGUAAGAAAUUGCUCUUGGGUACACCUAGGUUCAGAUUCUGUACGUCCAUCAUAAUUUUACCACCCUCAGAACAAAAUGGCUGGGUUACUGACGAUGUGUUUGAGGAUGAAGGAGGAGAAGAGGAAACAAAGAUGUGGAGAUCGGAUGAUGAGGAUAUAAAAGUAUUGAAAAAGACAUUUUAUUCAGCAACAGAGACAAUAUUGGGUGUAUCAUACAGAGUGCAGAUAGAAGCACAAACGGCAUCACAGAAAAAUUGUAUCGCUUGUCGAUUUGAGUUGCAAAGAGACGUAAAAAAAUCCAAAAGCAAUGAGUCACAGGAGGAGAAAACGUUGAUAGAGGUGCAAUCAGAUCAUUGGAAAUCAAAAAUUCAUUAUUGGAUACACUGUCUCAACCGGCAUGAAGGCAUCACGGAUACAUGUGAGGUUGAUCCAGAGGAUAGGGUAUUACUGGCAGCGACUGAGCAACGAGAAGGGGAACCCAAUGUGGGCUAUAUUGGACAGGUGCUGCUUGAAUUUGACAAGAAAGAAGGGGUCACGGUAGAUAUGACAGUGGCACUCGAGCUCUUUGGCUUUCCACAAGUUUAA
This is a messenger RNA of Rhizopus microsporus ATCC 52813, 1791 nucleotides long. RefSeq lists its product as uncharacterized. The record is from RefSeq and is a predicted model, not a curated record. The transcript has a single exon. NCBI's taxonomy places the organism in Eukaryota, Fungi, Mucoromycota, Mucoromycetes, Mucorales, Rhizopodaceae. The coding region runs from base 1 to 1791 and encodes 596 amino acids.